CUCCACUGCCGCUCCUCUCCCGCCGUCGCCGCCGCCUCCGCCGCCGCAGCGGAGCCUGUUGAGUGGAGGAAUCACGGGUAUGGAGGUCGACCCGUCGUCGUCGUCUCCUCCUGCCGGUGCGGGCGGGGAAGGCGUGGGCGUGGCCGUGGGCGCCGCGGACAUGUGGCCGUUCGACUCGCUGACCACGUCGCUGCUGUUCUCGUCCGUGUCGUCGUCGCCGCCGCCGCCGUUCCCGGCCACGUCCUCGUCGUGGCUCACGCCGCCUUCGCCGCUGUGGCUGUUCGACGAGCGGCAGCUGCUGCCGCUCGACAUGGUCCCCGCGCCGCCCGCCGUCGCCGUGGCCGCCACGCCCGAGGCCGCCGUCGCCGUGGUCGACGAAGUGCAUCGGGCCCGCUCCGGGAAUUCGGACACAACUAGUAAGAGAGUUGAGCAGAUUAAUAGCAAAUGGCAGUUUCACCUAUCUCUGGAUGAUCACACGGACGGCUCUUCCUUGUUCAAGGAGAGGCUUACACAGGCUCUUAGAUACUUCAAGGAGUCCACAGAUCAACAUCUGUUGGUUCAGGUUUGGGCACCAGUUAAGAAUGGGGAUCGCUAUGUGCUUACUACGUCAGGACAGCCCUUCGUACUUGACCAGCAGAGUAUUGGGUUACUUCAGUACAGGGCUGUAUCCAUGAUGUACAUGUUCUCGGUGGAUGGAGAAAAUGCUGGAGAGCUGGGGUUACCUGGGCGUGUGUACAAGCAAAAAGUUCCUGAGUGGACACCAAAUGUGCAGUAUUAUAGCAGCACCGAGUACCCACGCCUUAACCAUGCAAUCAGUUACAAUGUUCAUGGUACUGUAGCCUUGCCUGUUUUUGAUCCUUCCAUUCAAUCUUGUAUUGCGGUUGUUGAACUUAUAAUGACAUCAAAGAAGAUAAACUAUGCUUGUGAGGUCGAUAAAGUCUGCAAAGCUCUUGAGGCUGUAAACCUCAAAAGCACAGAGAUAUUGGACCAUCCGAAUGUCCAGAUAUGCAAUGAAGGCCGCCAAUCUGCACUGGUGGAGAUACUGGAGAUCUUGACGGUUGUAUGUGAAGAUCACAAGCUUCCUUUGGCUCAGACCUGGGUUCCUUGCAAGUAUCGAAGUGUACUGGCACAUGGUGGUGGUGUUAAGAAGAGUUGUUUGAGCUUUGAUGGAAGUUGCAUGGGGGAAGUUUGCAUGUCGACCAGUGAUGUGGCAUUUCAUGUAAUUGAUGCUCAUAUGUGGGGAUUUAGAGAUGCCUGUGUAGAACAUCACCUACAGAAGGGACAAGGAGUUGCUGGGAAGGCAUUUAUCUACCAUCGACCUUGCUUUUCUAAAGAUAUCAGUCAGUUCUGCAAGUUGGAGUAUCCCCUUGUACACUAUGCUAAAAUGUUUGGACUAGCGGGCUGCUUUGCAAUAUGUUUGCAAAGCUUGUAUACUGGAGAUGAUGAUUAUAUAUUAGAGUUCUUCCUACCACCAAAUUGCAGAAACAAAGAUGAUCAAAAUGCCUUGUUGGAGUCUAUAUUAGCUCGAAUGAAGAAGUGUCUUCGUAGUCUAAAGGUUGUUGGCAACGGAGACUCCAAUGAAGUUUGUCUUCAAAUAAGUAAUGUGCUAAUAAUUGAGAAUGAAGAUUUGAAAACAAAUGUGCACUUUGAGAAUUCUGAAGGUUGCUUUCGCGAAUUGCCUGAAGGUAAUGCAAGCCACAGAGUCCAUGAGGUUGAUAAUGGUGACAACAAAGUUUCAACCAUGUCAGAGAGACAUUUGCAAGCUGAUGACAACUCCCAAAACAACGGGGCAUCUGCUGGCAGGCCAAAUGGAAGUGGUGCUUCUGAUUCUUCAUUGCUUCACAAAAGUAACAAACCACCUGAAAGGAGAAGAGGAAAAGCUGAAAAAACAAUCAGCUUAGAUGUUCUUCAGCAAUAUUUCUCAGGAAGCCUGAAAAAUGCAGCAAAAAGCCUUGGUGUGUGUCCGACAACCAUGAAACGCAUAUGCAGGCAACAUGGGAUUUCUCGUUGGCCAUCUCGAAAAAUUAACAAGGUCAACCGGUCUCUCUCAAAAUUAAAGCAGGUAAUUGAGUCUGUUCAAGGGUCAGAUGCGGCAUUUAAUCUCACAUCUAUCACAGGUCCUCUCCCUAUACCUGUUGGCCCUUCAUCAGAUUCUCAGAAUAUAGAGAAAGCAAGCCCAAAUAAAGUUGCCGAACUUUCAAAUCUGGCUGUUGAGGGGGACAGAGAUUCAUCCUUCCAGAAACCACAAGAAAAUGAUGGCAACUUAGCUAUAUUGAUGUCACAGCAAGGAUUUAUAGACGCUAACAAUAAUUUGCAACUUGAAGCAGACAAAGCUUCUCAGUCUAGAAGCUCAUCUGGAGAAGGCAGUAUAAACUCACGUACUUCAGAGGCCUCAUGCCAGGGAAGUCCUGCAAACCAGACAUUUGUUUGCAAAUCAAUUGCGUCGACGUUUACUGAACCGCAAUUAAUUCCAGAGGGGUUUACAAAAGAGCCUUUUCAAGAACCAGCGCUACCGCUUUCCAAGAUGCUCAUAGAGGAUUCUGGAAGUUCCAAAGAUCUGAAGAAUCUCUUCACCUCAGCAGUUGACCAGCCAAUCUUAUCGCGUUCGAGCAAUUUGGCACAGAUGCAAAAUUCAGGGACGGUGACGAUAAAGGCGAGCUUCAAGGAAGACAUCGUCAGGUUCCGCUUCCCGUGUUCCGGUAGCGUUACUGCAUUGAAGGAUGAAGUAGCCAAGAGGCUAAGGAUGGAUGUUGGCAUGUUCGAUAUCAAGUAUCUCGAUGAUGAUCAUGAGUGGGUGAAGUUGGCGUGCAACGCAGACCUGGAAGAAUGCAUGGAGAUCUCACGGAAUUCUGGUAGCCAUGUAAUCAGGCUAUUGGUUAGUGAUGUCGCGGCACACCUUGGUAGUUCCUGUGGAAGCUCUGGUUGAUAUUCAGGUCAGCAAUUUUUCUUUUUGGUGCGUACAUGUUGUUCCACGAGGUCAGUAUCAACUGUUGGUAAUCUAGUUCUUCUGCUAGAUAGCAGUAGCUGCUUCAUUUGUGUUUGAUCACCGUAUCAAUUUUUUUUGUACGAAAUGCAUGUAACUGUGCUAAAUGGCACCUGUAGUCAAUACUGUACAUAUUAAGCACUUUGUGCUGGAAAA
Molecule: messenger RNA, 3139 nt
Organism: Oryza brachyantha (malo sina)
Lineage: Eukaryota; Viridiplantae; Streptophyta; Magnoliopsida; Poales; Poaceae
Product: protein NLP3
Exons: 5
Coding region: 80-2926 (948 amino acids)
Molecular function (GO): DNA-binding transcription factor activity; protein binding
Source: RefSeq, a predicted model, not a curated record